Linum tenue is the source of this 480-nucleotide messenger RNA. Lineage: Eukaryota; Viridiplantae; Streptophyta; Magnoliopsida; Malpighiales; Linaceae. The record is from the annotation of a GenBank genome assembly.
CUUUUCCUUUUUUCUCUGCCGCCGCCGCCGCUAUUUUUCAUUUCUCCUCGUCGUCAUUGUUUAAAUUCACUGUUGUUGUUGGUGACCGGUGGUUGACUCCCGGUGACAAUGGAUGAAAGCAGUAACAGAGAAGAUCAAUUUCAAUAAACCUAGGCCGACGCUUAACAAUCCAAAAGAAGAACCUCAUUUCCUAUUCUCCGCCGGUGACGAGCCAUCUCUUUACGGCACAAUCGCGCUUCGAGACUGUCCCGUGGGCAAAAGAUGCUGAGACGGUGCACGAAAAAUCUCGUUCUGAAUUUUUCCGCUCUCCAUCGUCUCCAAUCUCACACUCCUCAUAGUUGCUUUUGGUUGAUUAUCAGUAUGCUAAGGAGAAAUUCGAGCUCGCUUUGGAGGCUGUUAAUUCCAAUACGCAUUGCUAGAUAUUGGUUGCCUAAAUUGCAUUUGAAAUACCAUGUUCCUGGUGCUUGUAAGGCCAUGUGA